Aspergillus clavatus NRRL 1 is the source of this 261-nucleotide messenger RNA. RefSeq lists its product as uncharacterized. The transcript has a single exon. The record is from RefSeq and is a predicted model, not a curated record. NCBI's taxonomy places the organism in Eukaryota, Fungi, Ascomycota, Eurotiomycetes, Eurotiales, Aspergillaceae. Bases 1 to 261 code for a protein of 86 amino acids.
AUGGCUUGCUACAAUGCUUGCAUGGCCAUCAGAGGGUGGAGUGUUGGCGGUGAUCUGCUGGGGAAUUCGACUGCGGGCUUCUUGAUUGCAGCCAUGCAUGCGGACCGGGCGAGCUCCAUCGUGCCGUUCUAUGCGGGUGGGACAGCUGCCGUCUUAAUGGCUCUUAUGCUGGUGGCCCGGCUGAGGAUGGAUGCCAACCUCAUCGAGAAGUUUUCGUUAUAUAGUAGUAACAAGAAGCUUAGGACUAGAAGUUCGCUAUAA